GGUCCUUUUGUGUCUUAAGUAUUGCAACUCCAUUCCUGAUACAUCAUCAUGGGACAGUGUUACCCAAAGGACUUGAAUUGCCUGCAAAAGACAGCUGAUAACUGUCGCUUUCAAACUGAGCAUAUGUCAAAGGCCUGAGGUGAAGAGAAUGUACUAUGGACAAUUUCAGCGGAUACCAGAUGUCAUGACACAUGACCAUUGGAAAAUUUACUUUGUGAAUUGAAACACUUUUUGGAAUGAUCACUAUGGCCUUUCAAUUUCAUGGGAAAAUUUUUGCCCUAAGCCAAUGGCUGAAUAGGUAAUUCAUAAAAUCUCACUACAAUCGAGAUACUAGUAAUGCAAUGUGGACUUUAGCUCUUUGAACCACCACAUAAAAAGGGAAUGGUGGUCUGUGGGUUAUGCUGAACGGUUGACAACAGGAUAUUUACUGAUCAUCAACAGCCCUGGGUAAUACUGGUUUUUCCGUAGCCACACACCUAAAGAACCAAAUGCAUGGAGAUGAUUCUGAUGAGCAUGUUGAAUUUGCUGGUGGGAAUGUACACAUCGUUACUACCAAAGAAAGCUGGGAUCAGAAGCUGUCAGAAGCAAAUAAAGAUGGCAAGAUUGUUCUUGCAAAUUUCAGUGCAACCUGGUGUGGUCCUUGUAAGAUGAUGGCACCAUUCUAUUCAGAACUGUCCGAGAAACAUUCUUCUAUCAUGUUUCUGGUGGUUGAUGUGGAUGAGCUAACUGAGAUGAGCACAUCUUGGGAUAUUAAAGCCACUCCCACUUUCUUCUUCCUCAGAGAUGGCCAGCAAAUCGACAAGCUAGUGGGUGCCAACAAGCCUGAGCUUCAGAAGAAGAUCACUGCAAUCCUUGAUUCCGCCAACCCACGUUAGACACGAAUUUGUAAUCGGUUGUCAGUGCGCGCGCGUCUAUUUGGAUCCUCUGUGUAUGUGUGUAUUUGGGAUCCUUUCUUCAGCAGGUGCAAGGGGACCCUUUUCUUUUGCUUUCUUUUGUUGUGAUUAUUCUGAUUCCUACUCAUGAAAUUCUCUGUUCCUAAAUCUUUUGGCUUGGGACGUGUAUUUGUAUAUAUGAGUAUGACCGCGUGAUAUUCUGGAAAGAAUGUUUGCAUUGUGUUCAAAACGUUGGUUCUGGUGUAAAA
Eucalyptus grandis is the source of this 1141-nucleotide messenger RNA. RefSeq names its product thioredoxin H-type. The transcript has 5 exons. Bases 489 to 875 code for a protein of 128 amino acids. NCBI's taxonomy places the organism in Eukaryota, Viridiplantae, Streptophyta, Magnoliopsida, Myrtales, Myrtaceae. The record is from RefSeq and is a predicted model, not a curated record.